Thrips palmi is the source of this 1482-nucleotide messenger RNA. RefSeq names its product lactosylceramide 1,3-N-acetyl-beta-D-glucosaminyltransferase. Bases 268 to 1482 code for a protein of 404 amino acids. Gene Ontology annotation, molecular function: hexosyltransferase activity. Gene Ontology annotation, cellular component: membrane. The record is from RefSeq and is a predicted model, not a curated record. NCBI's taxonomy places the organism in Eukaryota, Metazoa, Arthropoda, Insecta, Thysanoptera, Thripidae. The transcript has 6 exons.
UUGGCCGGGCUGUGGACGCGACGCGUCGGUGCGUCGCCAGGCGUGUCGAGGCCCGCGGGAUCAACGCCCUGCCGAGACCGGCACGACCAUCACGGUCAUCACGACAUCCUCGAGGAUACGAAGACGUCUUCAAGGAGCCCUUCGACCGCGACCAGCCUUCGGGUCCUCCAGAAUAAGGACCAUGGCAGAACCUCGGGCCGAAGACUCCUUGGCCGCCUCGAACGCUGCCCUCAUCCCGAGGUCCACGCCGACGACUUGGUAACCGUCAUGACGCCGUGGUGGAGGUCACGCCGAGGCCGAGACCUCGUGGCCGGCGGCCUCCUGCUCUCGUUCUGCGUCGCUUCCAUCCUCACGCUGAGCAGGGUGCUGACGGCGAUCUCCGCGCGGCCCAGGCCCGCCCCCAAGCCUGCCGUGGUCGGGGAGGUGGCCAAGCCGCCGCUGUACCCGCCGCCGCGGCCACUGCUCGACCUCAGCCACUUCCAGUACCUCACCAACGCCGACCCUUGCGGGGGCGGCGACGUCACAGGCGUGCUCGUCGUCACCUCCCACGCCGACCACGUGGAGCUCCGCAGCGCACACCGCCGCGCGUACCCGCGGUCCGAGCUGCUGCGCCUCGGCCUCCGCCGCGUGUUCCUGCUGGCCCGGGCGGCGCGGCGCGGAGGCACGGAGGACGACGCCGACGCGUGGGCGACGCGAGCGCUGCGCGACGAGGCGCGGCGCUUCGGCGACAUCGUGCAGGGCGACUUCCAGGAGGCCUACAGGAACCUGACCUACAAGCACACGAUGGGCCUGCAGUGGGCCGCUUCGUACUGCCCCCAAGCUCAGCUCGUCGUCAAGAUGGACGACGACAUCGUCGUGGACUUGUACCAGCUCAUGGACUUGAUGAAGCAACAGACCACCGCGGCGCUGGCCUCCUCCAUGUACGGCUACGUGCUGCAUGGGCUGCAGCCCUCCAGGGAGCCGGCCAACAAGUGGUUCGUGACGCGCGCCGAGUACGCCGCCGACGUCUACCCCGACUUCCUCUCGGGGUGGGUGUACGUGGCGACGCCGGGCGCGGCGCGCGCGCUGGCCGAGGGGGCGUCGCGGUGGACGUCGCGCCACGGCUACUUCUGGAUCGACGACCUGCUGCUCACGGGGAUGGUGCGCGAGGCCCUGGGGCGCGACUCGCCCCGCGCGCAGCUCGCCCUCCACGACCUGCGCCAGGUCUUCACCGUCAACCCCGAGGUGAUCCACUGCUGCCUCGCCGAGCCGGACCUCCGCUGCGACGUGCUGGUGGGUCCGAACGGCGGCGAGAACGACCUCAUCGUCAAGUUCCAGGCGCACGCCGCGCGGUGCCACUACGGCACGUCGUGCGCGGACCGGCCGCCGGGCCGCCUCGUGGAGAGCACGUGCGUGGUGCGCGCCGCCCAGGCCGACGACCGCCUGCCCGCGGAGGUCGCCCGGGACGGCCGCGGCCAGGCCAGCCAGGUCCGCAUGUUCUGA